This is a messenger RNA of Neopelma chrysocephalum (saffron-crested tyrant-manakin), 1259 nucleotides long. RefSeq names its product THO complex 3 (gene THOC3). The transcript is spliced from 6 exons. Gene Ontology annotation, biological process: mRNA export from nucleus. Gene Ontology annotation, cellular component: THO complex part of transcription export complex. Bases 81 to 1052 code for a protein of 323 amino acids. NCBI's taxonomy places the organism in Eukaryota, Metazoa, Chordata, Aves, Passeriformes, Pipridae. Gene Ontology annotation, molecular function: protein binding. The record is from RefSeq and is a predicted model, not a curated record.
UGGAAACGCGCCAGGCGCGGGGUGGUGGCGGAAGUGCCGUCGGGCGCGGUACCGGGGCGGGGCGCGGUGCCGGCCCUGCCAUGGCGGUGUCCCCGUACGUGCAGGCCAUGCAGGAGCUGUUCCGCGCCAACACGCGGAGCCGCGAGUUCCCCGCGCACGGCGCCAAGGUGCACUCGGUGGCCUGGAGCUGCUGCGGCCGCCGCCUCGCCUCCGGCUCCUUCGACAAGACCGCCAGCGUCUUCCUGCUCGAGAAGGACCGGCUGGUGAAGGAGAACAACUACCGGGGCCACGGAGACAGCGUGGAUCAGCUCUGCUGGCACCCCAGCAACCCUGACCUCUUCGUCACAGCGUCCGGGGACAAAACCAUCCGCAUCUGGGACGUCCGCACCACCAAGUGCAUCGCCACUGUCAACACCAAAGGUGAGAACAUCAACAUCUGCUGGAGCCCCGAUGGACAGACCAUUGCCGUGGGGAACAAGGAUGAUGUGGUCACCUUCAUUGACGCCAAGACGCAUCGCUCCAAAGCGGAGGAACAGUUCAAGUUUGAGGUGAACGAGAUCUCCUGGAACAACGACAACAACAUGUUCUUCCUCACCAACGGGAAUGGCUGCAUCAACAUCCUCAGCUACCCAGAGCUGAAGCCCAUCCAGUCCAUCAACGCCCACCCUUCUAACUGCAUCUGCAUCAAGUUUGAUCCCAUGGGAAAGUAUUUUGCCACGGGCAGUGCUGAUGCCUUAGUCAGUCUUUGGGAUGUGGAUGAGCUGGUAUGCGUGAGGUGCUUCUCCAGGCUUGACUGGCCUGUGCGGACGCUGAGCUUUAGCCACGAUGGGAAGAUGCUGGCAUCGGCAUCAGAAGAUCACUUCAUUGACAUUGCCGAGGUGGAGACAGGAGAGAAGCUCUGGGAGGUGCAGUGUGAGUCCCCUACCUUCACAGUGGCCUGGCACCCGAAGAGGCCACUGCUGGCCUUCGCCUGUGAUGAUAAAGAUGGCAAAUACGACAGCAGCCGGGAGGCUGGCACCGUCAAGCUCUUCGGGCUCCCCAACGACUCCUGAUGAAGCUGCACCUGGGGAGGCAACACCUGCCUACUCUUGGGAGUGGGAGCUUAGUGUUGGCUCCCCUCCUUGGCAGCCUGGCAGGGCUGCGACCUCGGGCUCGGCUCGGUGCAUCCUGGUCUUGGGAGCAUUUGUAAAUAGGCAGCUGUGUGAUGGGGAUGAUGGGGGUGCUGGCAGGCCCCCCCUCUGCCGCCUCCUCUCUGGGGC